Piliocolobus tephrosceles (Ugandan red Colobus) is the source of this 1107-nucleotide messenger RNA. RefSeq names its product NK6 homeobox 1 (gene NKX6-1). Gene Ontology annotation, biological process: cell differentiation; regulation of transcription by RNA polymerase II. The record is from RefSeq and is a predicted model, not a curated record. Lineage: Eukaryota; Metazoa; Chordata; Mammalia; Primates; Cercopithecidae. Gene Ontology annotation, cellular component: nucleus. Gene Ontology annotation, molecular function: DNA-binding transcription factor activity, RNA polymerase II-specific; RNA polymerase II cis-regulatory region sequence-specific DNA binding. Bases 1 to 1101 code for a protein of 366 amino acids. The transcript is spliced from 3 exons.
AUGUUAGCGGUGGGGGCAAUGGAGGGCACCCGGCAGAGCGCAUUCCUGCUCAGCAGCCCGCCCCUGGCCGCCCUGCACAGCAUGGCCGAGAUGAAGACCCCGCUGUACCCUGCCGCGUAUCCCCCGCUGCCUACCGGCCCCCCCUCUUCCUCGUCCUCAUCGUCGUCCUCCUCGUCGCCGUCCCCGCCUCUGGGCACCCACAACCCAGGCGUCCUGAAGCCCCCGGCCACGGGGGGCCUCUCAUCCCUUGGCAGCCCCCCGCAGCAGCUCUCGGCCGCCACCCCACAUGGUAUCAACGACAUCCUGAGCCGGCCCUCCAUGCCCGUGGCCUCGGGGGCCGCCCUGCCCUCCGCCUCGCCCUCAGGUUCCUCCUCCUCCUCUUCCUCGUCCGCCUCUGCCUCCUCUGCCUCUGCCGCCGCCGCAGCUGCUGCCGCGGCCGCAGCCGCCGCCUCAUCCCCGGCGGGGCUGCUGGCUGGACUGCCCCGCUUUAGCAGCCUGAGCCCGCCGCCGCCGCCGCCCGGGCUCUACUUCAGCCCCAGCGCCGCGGCGGUGGCCGCCGUGGGCCGGUACCCCAAGCCGCUGGCUGAGCUGCCCGGCCGGACGCCCAUCUUCUGGCCGGGAGUGAUGCAGAGCCCGCCCUGGAGGGACGCACGCCUGGCCUGUACCCCUCAUCAAGGAUCCAUUUUGUUGGACAAAGACGGGAAGAGAAAACACACGAGACCCACUUUUUCCGGACAGCAGAUCUUCGCCCUGGAGAAGACUUUCGAACAAACAAAAUACUUGGCGGGGCCCGAGAGGGCUCGUUUGGCCUAUUCGUUGGGGAUGACGGAGAGUCAGGUUAAGGUCUGGUUCCAGAACCGCCGGACCAAGUGGAGGAAGAAGCACGCAGCCGAGAUGGCCACGGCCAAGAAGAAGCAGGACUCGGAGACUGAGCGCCUCAAGGGGGCCUCGGAGAACGAGGAAGAGGACGACGACUACAACAAGCCUCUGGAUCCCAACUCGGACGACGAGAAAAUCACGCAGCUGCUGAAGAAGCACAAGUCCAGCAGCGGCGGCGGCGGCCUCCUACUGCACGCGUCCGAGCCGGAGAGCUCAUCCUGAACACCG